Galleria mellonella (greater wax moth) is the source of this 5479-nucleotide messenger RNA. RefSeq lists its product as uncharacterized. The record is from RefSeq and is a predicted model, not a curated record. Gene Ontology annotation, molecular function: nucleic acid binding. Lineage: Eukaryota; Metazoa; Arthropoda; Insecta; Lepidoptera; Pyralidae. The transcript has 2 exons. Gene Ontology annotation, biological process: DNA integration. The coding region runs from base 238 to 5217 and encodes 1659 amino acids.
CACCUAUUUUUGUAUACCUAUAUAAAUGUACCCACUUAUAAUUUUAUUAUUAAUACAGUCCAUUAUAAAUAAAAAUUAAAAGUACUGAGGGUACGCACUAUAUUUAUAAAUAUAGAAUUACCUUUUUCCUUGAUUUAGUGCGUGCUCUGACAGUGCUUAGGCAACAUCUAAGAAAAUUGGUUUUUAUUUCGCAUCCUUUAUAAAGCUGAUCCUUCUCGCCAAAUCUGAACCAGUACAAUGUUUAAUACACCGCCGCGUGAUAAACUGUUAUCGUACAAAGAACGUCAUAAAUUAACCGAUCGAUUGGAAUGUGCAUCGGAGCAUGUGCUCGCUAAGGACGCCGCCGCUGUAGUUCCCCCGCGUGGCACGGUACGGAGUAAUAUAUCGCUACGUGGUGAAAAUGAGCUCUUCAAGCAGCAAUCACGGCAACAUCCUACGAGUAUGAAGAACGAAUCUACUACGUCAUCUAAACUAUCAAGGGCGUCAGAGGUCAAACGAAAACAGCUGGAACUGCAGGCUGCCCGCGCGAAGGCACAAAUUCAGUUGGAUUUGAUUGAUAAGGAGCUUGAAGCUAACCUGGCGAUCAUCAAUGAUGGCAGCAGGAAAUCGGACCACUUAUCCAAGUCCGCAUCUAUAUGUGAUCAACAUGUUCAUUCUCACGUUGAACACUGGCUGGAACAAAGCAAUGUGCAACCGUCGUGUUAUCCUGACCUGGAUCUAAACACGGCACCGACGAAGAAGGCAGUGCCGGCUACCGAUUGUCUACAAAACAGCCGCCCUGUCACAGGUAUUGAAGACAGUAUAUUGCAACUAGCACACACCCUCAAAGAUAUGAUGGUGAACUCGUCAUCACGUCAGGAUGAGCGUUUUCUAAGCCGCAUGGCUACACCACGUGACCUACCUACCUAUAGUGGAGACUGCAUUGAGUGGUUACAUUUCAAAAGUGCAUACCAGGAAUCAACAAGAGUGUGUCAAUUCAGUGAUUCAGAAAACCUUUGGAGGUUACGUCGUGCAUUAAGAGGUGAUGCUAAAGAAGCAGUCACCGAUCUGUUAAUCGGAAACACUUCGCCUAGUGACAUCAUGUCUGCGCUGGAGCUGAGGAAGCCUGCCCACACAGAUAUGCAACCAGUAGCCUCUGUGGAGAUAUCACCACCACAAUACGAAUCAUCAUCAGGCACGGACGCGACCAUAGCCUACGUGGACUCCGCUACGAACGUGAGCGCGCCCGGUCACCUGAGCCGCGCAGACUCGGACGCGGUGACGUCAUGUGAUGUGAUGCUAAAAAUAGUGAAAGUUAAGUUAAGUGGACCCAAUGGCACAGUGAGUACUUAUGCGUUACUAGAUGAUGGAGCUUCUAUAUCAAUGAUCGAUUCUGUUUUAGUUAAUGAGCUCGGUCUUGAGAGUUUAACUUCUAGUUCUGUUAAAUUUAUUGAUGCUUUUGGUGUAGAAGUCUAUCAAUCUGAUGCUCCUAAAGUUUGUUUACGUAUUUCUGGUCAUGAUAACUGUAACUAUAAUAUAACUUUACGUAAUGUGUCUGCAUUAAAAUUACCUAUGCAAAAUUUGUCCGUAAUAAAUAAUAUUCAUUGUAAACAUUUGUCAUCUGUGAAACAAUUUGUAUGUACUGAAAACGUAGUGCCUCGUCUCUUAAUAGGUGAAGAUAAUUAUUUUCUUUUGGCGCCACUUGAAAUAUUGCAUGGAAAUAAAUUUGAACCCUAUGCAACGCGUUGUCGUUUAGGCUGGUCGAUACAUGGCAAUUAUAGUCGCUCAAAUUCGUCAUUAACACUGGGGCAUAGCUUCCACGUUAUGCACAGCGACGAGGUAAGUGAAAUAAAUAUUUUAAAUGAUUUAGUUCAAAACUCAUAUAAACUGGACUGCAUUGGAAUCUCGACCUUAUGUCGUGAGAAUACGGCCGACUUGAGAGCGGUCAACAUAUUAGAUCAGACCGCGCGUAAUGUAAACAACAGGUGGGAAGUAGGAUUGCCAUUUGUUAAGGAUGAAUUAUAUAUACCAGAUAGUUAUAACUACGCACUGUCGCGCUUACAGGGGUUGUUAAGAAAAUUCAAAACGGACAGCGCGUACGCAGCUAGGUAUCGAACAGAGAUGCACAAGUUAUUUGAUAAUGGUUACGCUCGAGAACUGAAGGAAAAUGAACUUUCGGCUGACCGCAUAUGGUAUCUUUGUCAUUUUGGCGUUCUAAAUCCGAACAAACCCGAUAAGCUAAGGCUAGUAUUUGACGGUGCUGGUAAGGUCAACGGUUUAUGUUUAAAUGAUAUUUUACUUACGGGACCCGAUUUAUAUAACUCAUUGUUAGGUAUUAUGUUGAGAUUUCGGGAACAUAAAUAUGUUAUUGUUGGAGAUAUAAAGGACAUGUUUUUACGUAUACGCAUCAGAGCUGAAGACCAACAUUUACUUAGGUUUUUAUGGCAGGAAGAUGACAAUUCACCAACAAAAACAUGUGUCAUGCAAAGUUUAAUUUUCGGAGCAACUUGUUCCCCAUUUAUUGCGCAACACAUAAAAAAUAAAAAUGCGCUCAAAUAUGAAGAUUUAUAUCCGGAAGCAGUAAACGUCAUAAUUAAUAACCAUUAUAUGGAUGAUUGUUUAUAUUCGUGUGACAGCGAGGAAAAAGCUAUUAAAUUAGUCCGCGAAAUUACCGAAAUUCAUAGUCAUGGCGGUUUCGAGAUAGGCCGUUGGUCGAGCAAUAGCAAACCGGUUUUAAACACAAUACCGCAGCAGUCGCUCGCGCAGUCUGCUGUUGCUUUUAAACAUGGAGCUAAUAAUACAACUGAGCGCACUCUUGGUUUGAUAUGGUAUCCUAAUGACGAUGCAUUUUCUUUUAAAAUAUCAUUUAAUCGUAUUCCGCAAAAUAUAUCAAAUGGUAUUGAGCCCCCAACAAAGGCUCAAAUGCUUAGUAUUUUGAUGUCCGUAUAUGAUAUUCAUGGAUUUCUAUCUCCUUGUAUAAUCAAAGGGAAAAUAUUGUUUCAAAGCGUGCAUCGUAGUGGUGUCGAAUGGAAAUGCCACAUCCAACCUAAAGAGUUUGCCCAGUUUACUAGCUGGUUACAUGAAUUAAAGAAGUUAGAUACUUUACGUAUCCCUAGAUGUUAUAGUAAUUGUAGCGAGUGGACUCAUUGUUAUAACAAUAUAUCGAAUUAUGUAUCUUGUAAUAAUAAUUUUGUAGAUAUACAACUACAUACUUUUUGUGAUGCCUCGACUAAGGCGUACUCUGCAGUAUCAUAUUGGCGACUGACGCGAUCAGAUGGUUACGUUCAAAUUAGUUUCGUGGGUAGUAAAAGCCGGGUAAGUCCGCUUCGUCCCGUGUCAAUUCCUAGGCUUGAACUGCAAGGAGCGUUGUUAGCCGCUCGUCUUGCGAAUAUCAUUGAUAGCGAUCAUAAAGAUUUCAAACCUACCACACGCUAUUUCUGGACUGAUUCCAGUACUGUUUUACAAUGGAUUCGUAGUGAUCCACGUAAUUACAAACCGUAUGUCGCUCACCGCCUUGGUGAGAUCGAUGAGUUAACGAAAAACUGUGAGUGGCGUUACGUGCCGUCUGAUAUUAACAUAGCCGAUGUAGCUACACGAGAUGAUGCACUACCACUCACGUACUCGGACUCGUGGUUUCAAGGUCCUGCGUUUCUACGCCGACCUGAGAGUGAGUGGCCUAAAGAUCGCAAGUUUUCCAAAACAUCGCAAGAUGUCAUUUGUGAGGAACGAUCAAUUAAUGUGGUCACCUGUAGUUCAGAGUUAUCUUUGCCUAGUGAAGAUAAUAUCUCGAACUGGAUCACAUUAGUGAGAGCCACCGCCCGUGUAUUAUUGUUUAUUAGAAAAUGUCAGCGUAAGAAUAUUCAGCUUGAUGUUUCUUUAAUGAAAGAAGCUGAAAAAUUGUUAAUAAAAAAGUGUCAACAAGAUACUUUUUUAACUGAAAUAUCUUGUUUACAACAAGAUAAACCUAUUAUGCGUAAUAGCCGUUUGCUUAAACUUACCCCAUAUCUCGACGAAACAGGCGUGCUGCGUGUCGGUGGCCGCAUCGACCGCGCGGCUGGAGUAGAACCGUCUACUUUGAGACCUGUAAUACUUGAUGGUCGACAUAGAAUCACUCGACUCCUGGUUUACCAUCAUCAUAAAGAGGCAAUGCAUGGAUCUAACGAGCUCGUCGUUAACCAGUUACGACAGCACUACUGGAUACUUAAAUUAAGACCAACGGUUCGUACUGUGGCUGCCCAAUGCCUCAGCUGUCGAUCACGGCGUGCCUCUCCGCAGCCUCAACGGAUGGCCGAUUUGCCUGCAGCGAGACUGCAAAUUCACAGACGGCCAUUCAGUUUCACAGGCGUCGAUUUUUUUGGACCGAUGGACGUUACUAUCGGUCGCAGGAGGCAGAAGAGGUAUUGCAUGCUUUUCACAUGCUUAACUAUUCGUGCAAUUCAUAUAGAAGUGACCGAAGAUCUAUCCACUGAUUCUGCCAUAAUGGCCUUACGUCGAAUGGGAGCUCGGCGAGGUUUGCCUACAGUUAUUUACUCUGAUAAUGGUACGAACCUAAGAGGCGCCGAUACAGAGUUAAAGCGUAGUAUUGCAGAGAUAGAUGUGAAAGCACUGUGUGAUGAUGGAGCAAUACGGGGGCUCGAAUGGCGUUUCAUUCCACCUGGUGCUCCCGAAAUGGGAGGCGCAUGGGAAAGGAUGGUAUGUACUGUAAAGACGGCACUUAAAGUGACCCUUAAAGAGCGAGCUCCUCAUCCUGAUACACUGGCUACCAUUUUAACAGAGGUUGAAUCUUUAGUUAAUAGCCGACCUAUAACACAUGUCUCUAUGGAUCCCAAUUAUCCAGAAGCUUUAAGCCCUAAUCAUUUUUUGAUUGGUACAUCAUCCACUGGUCCCAUGUAUGGACAAUUUAACGAUUCUGACCUUUCUUUACGAAAGCGUUGGCGUAUAGCGCAACGCAUUACUGAUAUGUUCUGGAAUCGCUGGAUGAGGGAGUACCUUCCUACGUUACUGCCCAGACAAAAAUGGACGGAGGAAACCAGAUCACUACAGGUAGGUGAUUAUCUUUUAAUAGUUGAUCCCAAAUUGGACCGUGGUUGCUGGCGUCACGGAAUAGUCACCGCGAGUCAUACAGGGGAAGACGGCCGCGUACGCGUCGUGGACGUACGAACUCGGGCAGGGCUAAUGCGUCGACCAGUUACACGCGUCGCCUUACUAUCACCGGCUAGUAUUGAUAGUGCUAACUAGUUAGCACUAAGGAGGCAGAAUUGUAGGCGACGCACUACGAUUUAAUUUAUUUUAUUAUUAUUUGUACUUUUUUACACCUAUUUUUGUAUACCUAUAUAAAUGUACCCACUUAUAAUUUUAUUAUUAAUACAGUCCAUUAUAAAUAAAAAUUAAAAGUACUGAGGGUACGCACUAUAUUUAUAAAUAUAGAAUUACCUUUUUCCUUGAUUUAGUGCGUGCUCUGACAGUGCUUAGGCAACAUCUAAGAAAAUUGGUUUUUAUU